AUGUCGCCAAUGGUAACAUGUGAAAUAUGUAAACAGAAAAUUGAAUCGAAAAAAGCAUUACUUUGUUCACGAUGCAAAAAAUAUUUUGAAUUUGACUGCACCGGUUACUCUGAAAAACUAUACUUGUUAAAAGACAUAGACUCGAGAAAAAAAUGGAUGUGCAAAAUAUGCAAAGAAAACUCAAAGCCAAGUCACACAGAGCCUUCUUUCGUUACAACGAGGAAAAAACCAUUUACGCCAGAAAUUGCCAAGAAAAACUCACCCGUCGUUACGCAAACGCCAAUACAGUCGACACCAAAAAACACAUCAUGCCAUUCUGAAGACUCACAUGUACUUACCCUACAUAAUAUAUCUUUGGAUAACUCACCUUCAAUGUCAGACCAACUACUCUCAAGAAGUAUGUAUUGCACAGUUACAGACGCAAUCGAUGUUCAAGAAUUAAAAGAAACUAUUAACGGAUUACAAUUAGAAUUAGCUAGUACACAGAAGGAAUUGGAAAACUAUAUAUUAGAAAAUAACGCCCUUCGAGAUCAAAACUCUAAACUUCUAAAAGAAAAUAACGUCUUAAAAACGCUGUGCCAAUCUCCAAUACAAGAUAAUAGUAUAAUAAAAAGCACCAAGAAAAAAUCUAAGCCGUAUACGCAAUUAACUAAAGUCAGUUUACUCUCACCAUCCAGUUCACCUACACAGAGACAGUCUCUUAUAACCGAUGAUCAGUUGAACCUGCAACGGCAAAUCACAUAG
Messenger RNA from Parnassius mnemosyne (clouded apollo), 744 nucleotides. NCBI's taxonomy places the organism in Eukaryota, Metazoa, Arthropoda, Insecta, Lepidoptera, Papilionidae. The record is from the annotation of a GenBank genome assembly.